AUGAGACGCACUGUGGAGAACUUUCGCUCGGCGACAGAGGGCCGCUCGGGGGAGUGGCGCAUGCGCGCAAGCGCAGGCGGGUUGGCGGGAUGGAGUGGUGUGGCGGGUUGGGGGGGUGUGGGCCCCACGCGCAUCGACGAGGACGGCGACGACACCGGCCUGCUUGACGCGUGGCACGUUGAUGACGUGGCGGGAGGGCAGGAGAGGGAUGGGGUUGGGGUUGGGGAGGGGGAGAGGGAGGGGGAGGGGGAGGGCAUGGGGGCGAUGGAGGAAGGGGAUUUGGAAGAAGUGGCGGACUUGGAGGAGGUGAUCGAUGACGAGGCUGACAAUAUCGCAUACGGGGAGGAGGAAGAGGAGGAGGGGGAAGAGGAGGGAGAGGAGGAAGCGAGGGGGGAGGGAACAGCUGCUUCCCGUGAAGGUGAAAGGGGCAAGAAGGGUGAGGAGGAGGGCGAGAGGAACGAGAGGAAAGAUGAGGAGGAGGACGAGGAGGAGGAGGGAGAGGAGGAAGAAGAGGAAGAAGAGGAGGAAGAGGAGGAAGAGGAGGGCGAGUCGGGGGAGGACUCGGACUGGGCACCGGAGUCGAGCAGCGCACAGGGGGACUCGGAGGACGAGGAGGGCGAGGAGGAUGAGGAGGUGCAAGGGCACGAUGGUGACGGCGAGGAGGAGGGGGAGGGCGGUGCGCUGGGCGCAUGGAUGAUGGCUGGCGGCGCUGCGACAGUGCCGUCGCUAUCAGCGGCCCACCGCAAUCCUGCUCUGGCACUUGAGACAAUCUCCCACUGGGGCCGCGGUGCAGGGGGCGACGGCGGACAGGGGGGCGUGGGGGGCGCUGCAGGGUGGGUGGACGAGGGUGAGGAGGGAGAGGAUCGGCAGCAGAGGAGAAGGCGCCGCCACACACAGGGGGACAGCUGGUACAGCAGCGACGAGGGGGGAGGAGAGGGAGGAGGGGCGGCACGGGCGGCGUUGUUUGGAGCUAGCAUGGACGAGAUCUGGGAGGCCGCCACGGGGCCGUCUCGCAAGCGAAGGAAGAUGGUCCGUCCCUUCCCACGCUCUCCCCGUGCUCUCCCCGUGCUCUCCCCGUGCUCUCCCCACGCUCUCCCUAUGCUCGCCCUUCUCCCCCGUGCUUGUAAUUUCUUCCGUGCCCUUGUCUUGUCACACCAUCAUCACCCACACCCCCCCACCCCCCCCCCCAUCCCCCCUCCUCACCCCACAUCCCCUCCGCAGCUGCGCAAGCGGGGGCGGCCCAAGGGGUCGGCACGCCUGUCGCCCGAGGUGGUGGCGCGGCUGGGCGAUGCCAACCUCAUGUACGCCAUGGGGCGCUACAGCCAGGCCAUCCCUCUACUGGAGGCGGUGAUCAGGGAGGUGCCCGCUGUGCCCGACAGCUACCAGACGCUGGCGCUGGUGUACGAUGCAAUGGGGGAGCGGCGGAAGGCCGUGAAUCUGAGCAUGAUCGCCGCGCACAUCACCCCGCAGGACACCGCUCUCUGGCGCCGCCUCGCUGCGUGGUCGCUGGAGCUGGGCAACCCAUCUCAGUCGCUCUACUGCCUCUCCAAGGUGGUGCGGCGGGACCCAUCAGACGUGGAGGCGAGGUGGGAGCAGGCGCUGCUGCUGGCAGAGGCAGGGGACUACCGGCGGGCGGCGGCUGCUUUGGAGCUCAUGCGCGCCCACAGGGAGGCGGACGGGCAGCGAGAGGCUGAUGGGGAGGUCUGCAAAAUGCUGGCGCGGAUGUAUCACCGCAUUGACCAAUCAGACAAGGCCAUCGAGGUCCUCCAGUCGCUCCUCUCCUCCUCCACCCCCUCCGCCCCCGCCGCCCCGCUCGACCUCACGGCGGUCAACAUUCUCGCCGAGCUCUACAUGACAAAGGGAAGCUUCCAGGAAGCUCUGGCUGUGGUGGAGCGCGCGCGGGCUUCACUGUGUCCCGGGGAGGCCCUGCCGGUGGAUCUGGGCGCCAAGGCGGGCACGUGCCUCGUGCGCCUGGGGCGGUUCACAGACGCUCAGCCGUACCUGCAAGCCUUGGAGCAGGAGAGCGCAGGGGACUGUGCGGAUUUAUUCACAGAGGCAGGCGAUGCCUUCAUGGCUGUCGGCCGGGCGGCAGAUGCCGUCCGCUUCUACCGCCCGCUCUGCUGCCACUGGGAUGAUGUGGCACUCGCUGCUGCUGCUGCCGCCGAUGCGGAUGCUGCUGCAGGGGUUCUUGGGGGUGUUGCUGUUGAUUCAGAGGCUGGUGGGGCAGGGACAGCGUCAGAGGGGCAAGGGGGAGGGACGGAGGCGGUAUGGCAGGAGGUGGAGGGGCGGGCGGCGGUGUGGGUGAAGCUGGGAGCGGCGUGUGCUGCUGCUGGGCGCGUGGAUGACGCCGUGCUCAUUCUGCACAGAGGUGCGCAAGCUUGCAUCGGAGGCUGCGGGCGCGCUGUCUGCAUCUCUCUGCACCUUUCUGCCGCUCCUGUGCUUGUGCUUGCAUCUGUGCAUGUGCUUGCAUCUGUGCAUGUGCUUGCAUCUGUGCAUGUGCUUGCAUCUGUGCAUGUGCUUGCAUCUGUGCAUGUGCUUGCAUCUGUGCAUGUGCUUGCAUCUGUGCAUGUGCUUGCAUCUGUGCAUGUGCUUGCAUCUGUGCAUGUGCUUGCAUCUGUGCAUGUGCUUGCAUCUGUGCAUGUGCUUGCAUCUGUGCAUGUGCUUGCAUCUGUGCAUGUGCUUGCAUCUGUGCAUGUGCUUGCAUCUGUGCAUGUGCUUGCAUCUGUGCAUGUGCUUGCAUCUGUGCAUGUGCUUGCAUCUGUGCAUGUGCUUGCAUCUGUGCAUGUGCUUGCAUCUGUGCUUGUGCUUGCAUCUGUGCAUGUGCUUGCAUCUGUGCUUGCCCGCACCCCUGCUUGUUCCUUUCCAUCUCCAUCCUCUGCAUUCCCCCUCUCUCCCUCCUUUACACUUCCUUCCCUCCUUUACACUCUCUCUUCCCUCCUACACUCCCUUCCCUCCUUUACAUUCUCUUCCCUCCUUGACUCUCUUCCCUCCUUUACACUCUUUUCCCUCUACACUCUCUUCCCUCCUUUACACUCUUUUCCCUCUACACUCCCUUCCCUCCUUUUCACUCCCUUCCCUCCUUCACACUCUCUUCCCUCCUUGACACUCUCUUCCCUCCACUACCACUCUCUACCAAUUCACUGCCAUCUUCCGUCUUCGCCCUCUCGUCUCGAGCAGCACGUUGUCCAUCCUCACCGCCACCAUGCACCGGCACUUCCUCUUCCCCGCUGCCCACUGGUGGCAUGCAUGCCGUGGCUGCCCCACCCCCGUCUGCACCUCUCCUCUGCGCUCGCCCUCACGGGUCGCCUGCCAGAGGCAGCGGCUGUGCUGGAGGGGCCGGGGGAGGGCGAGCAGGGGAGGGGCGAGGGGCAGAAGGAAGGGGCAGAGGCAGCACAGGGAGGAUCUCAGGGGGGGGCUUCAGGUGCCACAUGCUCUUCUGCCAUUCCGGAGGGCAGCGCAGUGGGUGGGGCGGGCGAGGGGGCGAUGAGGAAGAGGGGCGGGGCGGCGUGGUGGAAGCUGGUGGAGGUGCGACUGGCCAGGGCGUACCUGUGGGACAAGGCUGACAACGCCAGCAAGGGUGUGGGCUGGCAGGGGCGUGGGCUGGCAGGGGCGUGGGCUGGCAGGGGCGUGGGCUGGCAGGGGCGUGGGCUGGCAGGGGCGUGGGCUGGCAGGGGCGUGGGCUGGCAGGGGCGUGGGCUGCGCAAGGGACUAGAUUCUGUCUGCUUUUCGGGCGGCGCACCCGUGGUGGAGAGGGUGGAUGAGGCAGCUGAAGGAGCUGCUGGGCGAGCAGGCGAGGGAGGGCAAGGAGGGGCUCUACCGCGGGCUCAAGCUGCGCCUGCCGCGUGGCAUUGC
Closterium sp. Naga37s-1 is the source of this 3852-nucleotide messenger RNA. The record is from the annotation of a GenBank genome assembly. NCBI's taxonomy places the organism in Eukaryota, Viridiplantae, Streptophyta, Zygnematophyceae, Desmidiales, Closteriaceae.